CAUCUCACCCAAAAACUCCCAUAAAACCUUUCUUCUUCCGGGUUACAAACCGGAUGUCGUCAUAUUUGUGUUGUUCAGGACUGGAGCAAGAAUUGGUGGCGUUAUAACUGAUCCAGAAUCAGCAUAAAAUGUUUUACAAUCCAAGCUGUUAACAAGGCUAAAUUACAGGGCAGGAAGCACCUUCUAAAUAAGACGAACUGAGGUUAAUACCUACAUUUUGGAUUGGAUUUCAACCAAAGUAUCAAAACUUAGUGAUUUACAAUGAAUUUCAGCGAUGCUAAGAAUAAUAUACUACAAAUUCUGAGCAGAACAAACUCUCAGGAUCUAAAUAAACUCAUCAGAUGGAUGAAGCAUUCAGAUGAUCUUGAUAAUUAUUUGGUUGACAAUCAAAGAGCUAUACUCCAAAGUAUUGCAGAUGAUCUGAGGUGUUCUCUUCCCUUGGAGGCAAUGUUUCCUUCAGAGACCAUGGCCAUUCAGAAGACUCAACAGAACCCCAAGCCUACUAUGCACAUGGAUGCAUUUUUGUACGAUGAGGAAACUGUAGAUGGUCUCUGUGAAGAUGGCAAAAUUAGUCGCAACUUCUGUCUCGAUUGUGGAUCACGUAAUACAGCUUCUAUGGAGUUUAUCUCACAUUCGUUCUCAAUCUCGGAGCUCCAGUACUUGUUUCUUCAUGUUCUCCCGGACCUUUCAGGAAAGUUGGUAGUGGAUGUGGGUUCAAGGCUUGGAGCAGUGCUCUAUGGGGGCUACCUCUACAGUGCAGCAUCGCAUCUCUUUGGUGUAGAAAUAUGUGAAGAGUUUGUCAAGCUUCAAACAAUGACCGUUGAGAAAUAUGGUUUCAGUGACAGAAUUCAGGUGAUUCAUGCAGAUAUAUGCUCUCAGGCAGUUUUGUUGAAAAAUGCAGAUGUGCUAAUAAUGAACAAUGUGUUUGAGUACUUUAUGGAGCCCAAAGACCAAGUAAGAGCAUGGCAGUUCAUUAGUCAAAAUUUCUUAAAAAAAGGUGCAUUGUUGGUUACAGUUCCAAGCAUUGAAGAAGCUCUCAUGUCACUGCAAGAAACAAACGGAGCACCAUCAAUUGUCCACUGGUUGCAAGAAGUACCUCUUGAUUAUAGUGUUUAUCCACAAAAUGACAUAGACCCAGAUUCCCUCAAGCAAAUACACCUUUACACAGUAAUUUGACAUCAUUCAAAAUUAAUUAAGGAUCAUUCAAAAUAGAUGUACAAGUAUAAAAAUCAGUUUUAACAAGAUUAAUGCAGUAUAGCUCAUGAGCUUUGCACAGAUAAAGCUGGCAAAGCAGUAAAGGGGUUCAUUUCGAAACCACACAACUCCAUAAACUCAGGUUGGCUAGCGGUAUAGUCUGUGUGGAGUUUCUGUGUGUGUUCUCUUCAUGUCCAAGUUUCUUUCAAGUUCUCUGGUUUCCUCCCAAAUCCUAAAAAUGCUAGUAGAUUGACUGCCUCUAAAUUAUCUAAAGUUAGGAUUAAUAAAUUAAGUAAUGAAUAAAUGAACAGAUAAUGGAGAAAUUUAAUCUUUUCUUAAGGAGAUUUGAUAGGAAAUUUUCUUUGACCGUAUUGUCACAUUCAUUCAUUUGUCUAUAGUAACCACUUUACGGUCAAGGUCAUGGUUGAUCUGGUCAUGGUGUCCAUCAGGACUACUCACUGUACCCAUUUUAUACCAAAAGUUUGUACAAUACACAUUAUGGAUUUACACACCAUAGUACGUUCACUGUAUUAUCAAAAGUUCUUAUACAGCCACAAGAACAUUCCUCAGGUCACGCACAAAUGUUGACCUGGGGCAGUUGGUUCAGUGAUUUUGACGACAGGGCUCUGUGCUGGUCGCACACGUUCUCCCACUCCAACCUUGGCAAACCAUGUCUUCAUGAACACCUCUUUUGACAAUGAGGAGUGUCGUGUUGGAACAAGUUUGGGCCUCUUAUUUACAGUGAAGGGAUCUUGUAAAGCAACAGCAUACAAUGUUAUUCUAUACAAUUGAGUGCUUCCAUCUUUGUGGCUACAGUUUGGAGGAAAAAUCAUACAGGAUGAAAAAAAAUCAUACAGGAAAAAUCAACGGGUGUCCCGUACCUGAGGCCAUACUGUGUUUGUUGUUAUACGGUAUGCAUUUUUCUGACACUUUGUUUUUUCUUUCUAAUGAUUCCUUUCUUGCUUAUUUGCCAAUAAAAAAGCUCUUUCUGA
Messenger RNA from Tachysurus fulvidraco (yellow catfish), 2186 nucleotides. RefSeq lists its product as uncharacterized. The transcript has 9 exons. Bases 262 to 1176 code for a protein of 304 amino acids. NCBI's taxonomy places the organism in Eukaryota, Metazoa, Chordata, Actinopteri, Siluriformes, Bagridae. Gene Ontology annotation, molecular function: S-adenosylmethionine-dependent methyltransferase activity. The record is from RefSeq and is a predicted model, not a curated record.